Messenger RNA from Aedes albopictus (Asian tiger mosquito), 503 nucleotides. RefSeq names its product endocuticle structural glycoprotein SgAbd-5. Lineage: Eukaryota; Metazoa; Arthropoda; Insecta; Diptera; Culicidae. Bases 97 to 411 code for a protein of 104 amino acids. Gene Ontology annotation, cellular component: chitin-based extracellular matrix. Gene Ontology annotation, molecular function: structural constituent of chitin-based larval cuticle. The record is from RefSeq and is a predicted model, not a curated record. The transcript has a single exon.
GCCAGCUUCCUAACUCAUCAUCAGUCAACUGUCGAACAGAGUUAAGUCUACACGCACAUCUCGCAAGUCGAAUUCAAAACCAACAAACACUUCAAGAUGAAAUUCCUGAUUGCAUUCGCCGCCCUCGUUGCCGUUGCCCUGGCUGCCCCCGCUGAUGAACGGGACGCCCAUGUCGUCCGGUACGAUAACGACCACCACGGAAUCGAUGGAUAUAAUGUGGCGUACGAAACCAGCAACGGAAUCGCCGGAAAGGAACAGGCUGAGCUGAGAUCUUUCGGAGAUGACGUCGCCGCCAUCGUCGUUCGGGGAUCGUACUCGUACACCGGUGCCGACGGACAGGUCUACACCGUGAACUACGUUGCGGAUGAGAACGGAUUCCAGCCGGAAGCUGCCCAUAUUCCUCGUGCCUAAGAAGGUGAAGUGUUGAGAUUGUGAACUUUGAGCGAGUGAAUUUGUGAUAGAAUUGCGGUGUGAAUAAACUACCUUAGGAAUUUUUAAAGGAA